Antechinus flavipes (yellow-footed antechinus) is the source of this 1970-nucleotide messenger RNA. RefSeq names its product SEC14-like protein 4. The record is from RefSeq and is a predicted model, not a curated record. NCBI's taxonomy places the organism in Eukaryota, Metazoa, Chordata, Mammalia, Dasyuromorphia, Dasyuridae. Gene Ontology annotation, cellular component: cytoplasm.
AAGCCGCUCUGGCCCAGGGAAGCGGCAGUUGCAGCCAGCACCAUGAGUGGCCGGGUUGGGGACCUGAGCCCUCAGCAGGAGGAGGCGCUGGCCCAGUUCCGAAAAAAUGUCCAGGAUGUGCUGCCCGACCUGCCCAACCCCGAUGACUAUUUCCUCCUUCGCUGGCUCCGAGCUCGAAAUUUUGACCUGCAGAAAUCUGAGGACAUGCUCCGGAAGCAUGUGGUAUUCCGGAAGCAAGAGGACCUGGACAACAUCUUGACCUGGAAGCCCCCGGAGGUCCUCCAGUUAUACGACACAGGUGGCUUCAGCGGUUACGACCCGGAGGGCUGCCCCGUGUGGAUUGACAGCGCUGGCUCCUUGGAUCCCAAAGGCCUGAUUCUUUCCAGUGGCAAAGCAAACACGAUCAAGAAACGUACUCAGACCUUGAUGAAACUCCUCCGGGAAUGCGAGCUCCAGAGUGAGAGGCUGGGAAAGAAGAUCGAAACUUUCGUUAUAAUAUUUGACCUGGAGAAUCUUAGCCUGAAACACUUCUGGAAGCCCGCUAUAGAAGUCAGCCAGGAGUUUUUCUCCAUACUUGACAACAAUUUUCCCGAGACCGUCAAGAAUCUUAUUGUUGUGAAAGCUCCUAAACUGUUUCCUGUAGUCUACAACUUGAUGAAGCCCUUCAUUUCAGAGAAAACAAGCAAAAAGUUUGUUAUUAUGGGAGCAAACUGGAAGGAGGAUUUGCAGAAAUUCGUAGACCCUGACCAGUUGCCUGCAGAGUAUGGGGGAACUCUAACAGACCCUGAUGGGAACCCCAAAUAUCUGACCAAGAUUCAAUAUGGGGGUAUAGUCCCCAAGAAAUACCACCGGCAGAACCAGAUGAAAAUGCAGUAUGAGCAUACAGUGUCAAUCAAUCGGGGGUCCUCCCAUCAGGUGGAGAUUGAGAUCCUCUUUCCUGGCUGCGUCUUGAGGUGGCAGUUCCUGUUGGAUGGGCCGGACAUUGGCGUUGGGAUUUACCUGAAGACUAAGAUGGGGGAGCGACAGAAAGCAAAGGAGAUGGUCGAGGUGGUGCCCACCCAGAAGUACAACUCUCCCCUGGUCCCUGAGGACGACCUCACCUGCACUGAACAGGGAGUCUACGUCCUGAGGUUUGACAAUACCUACAGCUUGAUUCACUCCAAAAAGAUCAGCUACACAGUGGAAGUCUUACUCCCUGACAAAAGCAUUGAAGAGAAAAUUGAGAAAAUGUAGGACAAGUUUGACUUUUGCCAUCAUUAUACCCCUUCCAACCUUGUCUCCGUUACUUGUACUCCAUUACUUACUUCUUACUGACUCUACUUGGGACCCCUUUUGUUUUCUGGCCAGUUUUCUCCACCAAGGAGAUAUGCCAUGGGGUCCACCUUUGACCAAAACACCAUGGGAAGGUUGGGGAAUUGCUAAAGAGCAGCUUGAUGACCAUUUUUUUCUGAUUCACUGUUCACAAUAUAAUUGAAGUGGAAAUAUGUUUAAUAUGAUUCUACAUGUGUAACCUAUUGCUUGCUGUCUUGGGGAAGAGAGAGAGGAAUAAGGGAGGGAGAAAAAUAUGGAGCUGAAAAAUUUUACAAAAGUAAAUUUCAAAAACUAUAUGUAAUUGGAAAAAAUAAAAUAAUGUUAAAUUGAAAAAAAAAUUUUUUUAAAAAGUAGCUAAUAAAAAUUUCAGGGUGAUCAUCGACCAGCUUCUUAAGCUGUUUGCCACCUCAAAUGGGGUUUUUAAUUGAUUAUAGAGGUUGCAGAAUUAUGAUUUAUUAUCAGUACAUGUUUGGUUUAGACACCUAUUUUCUAUACCUAAAUACCUAGAGUCACAAAAAAUUUUCAAAUGAAAAGGGUUCUUGAAUGGAAAAAAUUUAAGAAAACCUGAAAUUUUACACCACAAAAAUCAGCAAUUGCUACCAAUGAGAGCCUGAUUUAUUGUUUUGUUGAUUGUCUAAGCUUAAAGACAUUAUAAUAAU